This is a messenger RNA of Trichomonas vaginalis G3, 746 nucleotides long. RefSeq lists its product as uncharacterized. NCBI's taxonomy places the organism in Eukaryota, Parabasalia, Trichomonadida, Trichomonadidae. The transcript has a single exon. The annotation marks the transcript as partial. The record is from RefSeq and is a predicted model, not a curated record.
AUGGAUAGAAAAUCUGCUAGAAUAAAAGCAGAGUUGCAAAGAUAUGGUUGGAGAGUUUCGAAGAAGUUUAAAUAUAGGAAGGGAAGACCCAUAAAAGUCUAUGACAAAUUGUCUGGUCUUCGCUACGAAAUGGAUUUGGAAACAGCACGUGCAAAUUAUCCAAACAGACUAGAGAGGUUAGAAGAAGAACGUCUUAUGGACAUGCCUUUCGAUGUUAGUGAACCUCAAGUUGAAGGACACGACGGCUUUGCCAGAUUCUACUGGAAACAUGACGAACAAUUGCAUCCUUUGAGAAGGAAAAAAGGAAAAGGUGAAGACACACAUGCUCCCAUGGAAAGAACAAGAUAUGCAUAUGAAAAGUAUCGUGAAGUUAGAAGUCAAAUUACAUCUGGUCGAACCUUUACAGUAAACUUUGACGAAGGAAAGAACAAAGAAGGCUUCAUGGGAGUACUUGCUGCAAUUCAAGACGGAAAUAAGAAAGGACACAAUCUCAGAUUGACCAUAACAGAUUUGGAUGGUCACAUUUACUAUGCACAUGGCAAUGUCACAACAGCCGCACAACUUCUUGACGCUUUCAAGACUACAAAGAGAGAACAAAUGGUUGACUCCGACUCAGACAUUUUGAAUGCAAUUGAAGGAAUUGCAAGUGUCAAGUUCGAAUGGUACCAACCUAACCCUCAAGCAGUCAGACAACAUGCUGGAUACUUCCCCUUCAGAAAUAAGUCUGACAUUGACUUGACAAGGUA